UGUUUGGUGAUCUUUAGGUUCCAACGAUAAAGUUACUGUCCAGUAUGAGGUCCGUAAUUUCUUUAAUGCUCCUCAUGUUCCUUCACAGGUCCGGGCUCAGUGAUCACCGAGCUCCUGGCAAGCUGGGAUGAUUUCCAGCUGCUGCAGUUGACAGACUUCUACCGGGACAGGCUGGAGCAGGCGAUGGAAGGACGGGUUCACGGAGUGAGCCUGGCGUUAAAGGCUGAGAAACAGUUCAGCGGAGAGGAACAUCGGAAAAUUUCUGAUCUCGCUGAUAAGGGAGAGCGGGCGGACAGUUCUAAACUCCUCCUGAGCCUGGUGAUGGAGAAAGGCUCCCGUGCCCAGAGGGUGAUGUGGGAAACCUUUGUGAAAAUGUGGAAUGAUGUUCCAAUGUUGGACAAAAUACUGAACGAAAUACAGAUAUAUGGUUGUGAUCACUCCCAUCGAUCAAACACCGCUCAAGGUUUAAUCAAGGUUCUCAGUGAGCUGAAAGAUGUUCAACAGAAACACAAGGAGACUCUGCGGGCACAAACUGAAACACUGAGAGUGAACACGAUCCUGAUGAGGGAGAAGGUGAAGGUUUUCCACCUGGUUGAUCGAUACGCUGAGCUCAUCGUCAUUUCUGCUGUUCGAGAUCGGAGACUGGUGGAACAUGAGCUGCUGGCAAGACGCAGAGACCACGAGCGUUGGAGAGAGAAACAUCUCCACGGAGAGAUGGAAAAAAUCCAGACUGAUCAGUUAUUCCAGAGCAGCUUUUCCCGAAGUAAAUCCGAAUCUGGGAGAUCAGCAGCAGUGGCCGGAGUCGCGGGGAUUGGGAAAACAACAAUGGUACAAAAGAUUGUUUAUGACUGGGCCACGGGGAAGAUAUUCCAACAAUUCCAGUUUGUCUUUAGUUUCAAAUUCCGGGAGUUAAACUCCAUUAACUGCAGAACAAACCUGAGGGAACUGAUUCUGGAUCAGUAUCCUUACUUUGGGAAUUUCCUGAGAGAUGUCUGGAAGAACCCACAGGGAUUGUUGUUCAUAUUCGAUGGUUUGGAUGAAUUCAAACACAGAAUCUAUUUUGCAGAUAAAUGGAGAGAUACAGAACCUAAGCACCAGUGUCCAGAUCCCGAGUGCUGGUGUGAAGUGUCGGAAAUUGUGUACAGUUUAAUCCAGGGCAAGCUGCUCCCAGGGUGUUCGGUGCUGGUGACCACCCGCCCCACUGCGUUACAUUUAUUGGAAAAGGCAGAGAUCAGGGUCUGGGCAGAAAUCCUGGGAUUUGCUGGUGAGCAAUGGAAGGAAUAUUUCAUGAAGCAUUUUGAUGAUCAGACGGUGGCGGCAGCUGUUUUCAAACACGUGAAGGAGAACGAGAUCCUGUAUACCAUGAGCUACAACCCCUCCUACUGCUGGAUCCUCGCACUUGCACUCGGCCCUUUCUUCACACAAAGAGACAGGGACCCACAGCAAAUUCCCAAGACCAUCACCCAACUGUAUUCCUACUAUAUUUACAGCAUCCUGAAAAACCACAGCCGUGAGAUUGAGAACCCCCGUGAUGUGUUACUCAGGGUUGGUCAGAUGGCCUUCAGAGGAGUGUCCGAUAAGAGAACUGUGUUUACAGAUGGAGAUUUCAACAACUACAAUCUGCAGCCUUCCCAGAUCCUGUCUGGGUUCCUGAUGGAGCUUUUGGGGAGAGAGGAUUCUGCCCAGUGCGUGGUGUACACAUUCCCACACCUCACCAUCCAAGAGUUUGCAGCUGCAGUCGCACAAUUCCUGACUAUACAUCCCGAGGAUAUCCUGAAAUUCCUCACUGAAGCCCACAAUACGACAGAUGGGCGAUUCGAGGUAUUUCUCCGUUUUGUUGCUGGUCUCUCCUCCCCAUUGACAGCUCGGGGUCUGGAGGAGUUUCUGGGUCCAUUUCCUCAUGAAACAACCUGCCGGGUGAUGGACUGGGUGAAGGAGGAGGUUAAACGCCAGAGUGAAAACACAUCGAGUGAAGCUGGUAAAAGGAGGCUCCUGAACACAUUUCACUACCUGUUUGAGUCUCAGAAUCGUGAACUGACUCAGACCGCACUGGGAUCUGUGGAAGAACUUUCAUUCAGUGGAAUGACACUGAUCCCAGUUGACUGCGCGGUCCUGUCUCAUGUUGUCAGACUCUGUGAUACAAUAAAACGUCUCGACCUGUCGUACUGCCACAUUUUGUGUGAGGGAAUCCAGCAGCUGGGACCCUGGCUGCACAAGUUACAGGUAUUGAGUCUUGGACGGAAUGACCUGGGAGAUUCAGGAGUGAAACUGGUGUCUGCGGCUCUUGGGAACUCGGAGUGUAAAAUACAGACACUGAAUCUGAACCAUGUCGAACUUACAGAUUCUGGUGCUGAGGAUCUCGCCUCCGCUCUCAGUACAAACCGAUCACUGAUAGAGCUGGACCUGGGAUGGAACCCGCUCACAGACCAGUCUGUCCCCGCUCUCCGCCGGCUCAUACUGACCCACCCGAGUCUGGAGCAGAUCAUGCUGGCGGUGAAUAAUUUCAGUGGGACUGGGGAAAAUGAACUGGAGUCUCUACGGGAGUCUAGACCCGGACUGAGAGUGUACCUGUAAACGUCUGAAUGUGUGAAUAUACCCGUCCACAAGAUGGAGACAAUUUGGCCGAUAUUCCCCCCUCCCCCACUUUAACUCCCGCCCUUAUCUUUCCGCACUCCAGAAGCAAUUCGCAAGGGUUCAGAAAUGACCCUGGAUCUGCGGUGAUCUGGGACACGGCCCUGAAGUGUGAUUUGAUAAUCAUCAGUUCCGUGAUGCAGAGUGACAGUGAGAAACGGGACUGAUUAUUCAAACUGCCCCUGGUUGUCGCCGGUCAGCUAAUUGUGUGUGACUGUGAGUGAGUCGGGAGCAACUCAUUUAUUCCCGAACGUCAGCAGCUCACAAAUUGUUUAAUUUACAUUUGUCGAUGAAAUCAAUAAACCACUGUA
This is a messenger RNA of Hypanus sabinus (Atlantic stingray), 2942 nucleotides long. Its product is annotated as NACHT, LRR and PYD domains-containing protein 3-like. Bases 184 to 2574 code for a protein of 796 amino acids. NCBI's taxonomy places the organism in Eukaryota, Metazoa, Chordata, Chondrichthyes, Myliobatiformes, Dasyatidae. The record is from RefSeq and is a predicted model, not a curated record. The transcript has 7 exons. Gene Ontology annotation, molecular function: protein binding. Gene Ontology annotation, cellular component: cytoplasm.